Coregonus sp. 'balchen' is the source of this 5057-nucleotide messenger RNA. NCBI's taxonomy places the organism in Eukaryota, Metazoa, Chordata, Actinopteri, Salmoniformes, Salmonidae. The record is from the annotation of a GenBank genome assembly.
AGCCAAGACUUCCAACUCUCCUCCACUUCCUCAUCACUCAACUCCAGGAUGUUCAACUCUUCAUCAUCCUCCUCCUCCUCCUCUCUGGUCUGUCCUCUCCUCCAAAUCAUGCUGAACCACACUCUAAACAACAACACAGGGGUCAACCUGGUGGUGGUGUGUGUCCACGGCCUGGUCUCCUGUCUGGGCAUCCUGGAGAACGCUCUGGUCCUCUGGGUGGUCGGCUUCCGCCUGCGCCACCGGUAGGUUGGCUGGGGGGGGGGGGGGCGUGUGUGCGUACUUGCGUACGUGCGUGUGUUCACAGCAGAGUUUGGCUCAAUUCGAAAUGAAGGCAGUCAAUUCAGGAAGUGAUUUGAAAAAAAAAUGCAGAAAUGUUAAAACUUUUGAAAGAAAUAGCUUCUACUUUUCAGUUUAUUGAGAAGUCAUUGAAAAUAAAUGCAAAUUGUUUUUAUUAUUGAAUUGUCAUUUUAGUUUAUUUCCUGGAUUGGCUGCUUUCAAUUCGACCCUGGUUCACAGGUUGUCUCAGUCUAGUGUUUUCUGCUUAGGAAGUGUGUGUGGUGUCCGGAGGGCUGGGAAUAACAUGGGGAAUAACGUUUGGAACAAGACAGUAAAAAUAUGAAUUUCCUUCUCUUUUCUUCACAGCACCGUGGCCUCUGUCUGGGUUCUCAACCUGGCCCUGUCAGACUUCCUGGCUACGCUGACCCUCCCUCUCUUUACACACUACCUGCACUCCUCUCACAGCUGGGAGCUGGGAGGUACGCCAAUAGGCCAUAUAUCAGUCACCGUUAGCGGGGUUGCCAAUAACCAGAUGCAUCCGGUUUUCCGGGAUAGCUAAUUCAACCUAGCUUCCUUUUCCACUGAAAUCCAGAGGUGGAAACUCCGCUCAGGCAUUUUCUUUUACUCCCGCUAAGUCAGGGAUGUAGCUCAGUUGGUAGAGCAUGGCGUUUGCAACGCCAGGGUUGUGGGUCUGAUUCCCACGGGGGGCCAGAAUGAAAAAUAAAAAAAUUAUGUAUGCACUCACUAACUGUAAGUCGCUCUGGAUAAGAGCGUCUGCUAAAUGACUAAAAUGUAAAAUGUAAAUGUGAAUUCUACUUCUAUGUGACGUCCUAGUAAUAGCGGGUCCACAACUAAAAUGGCUGACAAAUUCUGCCAUUCUGAUGACUAGGGGCUCUAUGACAUCAGCCUCUCCAUUGUUGUGUCUAUGGUUACGCCUACAUUGAAAUACAUUAACAGCAAUACGUAGGAGCUAAACUAGUAAGCCACUGACAGAGUGUGCAUUAAAUAGAUGUAUACUGUAUGUACAAUAUAUGUAUGACAUGGGUAUUGGCAAUGUACACUAUAUAUACACAAAAGUAUGUGGACACCCUUUCAAAUGAGUGGAUUCGGCUAUUUCAGCCACACCCGUUGCUGACAGGUGUAUAAAAUCAAACACACAGCCAUGCAUGCAAUCUCCAUAGACAUUUGCAGUAGAAUGGCCUUACUGUAGAGCUCAGUGACUUUCACUGUGGCACCGUCAUAGGAUUCCACCUUUCCAACAAGUCAGUUUGUCAAAUUUCUGCCCUGAUAGAGCUGCCCCGAUCCACUGUAAGUGCUGUUAAUGUGAAGUGGAAACGUCUAGGAGCAACAAAGGCCCAGCCACAAAGUGGUAGGCCACACAAGUUCACAGAAUGGGACCGCCGAGUGCUGAACCGCGUAGCACAUAAACGGGACCAUCCCUGGAAGCCACGUCAGCGCAAGAACUGUUCGUCAGGAGUUUCAUGAAAUGGGUUUCCAUGGACGAGCAGCUGCACACAAGCCUAAGAUCACCAUGUGCAAUGCUAAGCGUCGGCUGGAGUGGUGUAAAGCUCGCCACCAUUGGACUCUGGAGCAGUGGAAAUGCGUUCUCUGGAGUGAUGAAUCACGAAUCACCAUCAGACAGUCCGAUGGAUGAAUCUGGGUUUGGCAGAUGCCAGGAGAACAUUACCUGCUCCAAUGCAUAGUGCCAACUGUAAAGGCAUAAUGGUCUGGGGCUGUUUUUCAUGGUUCAGGCCCCUUAGUUCCAGUAAAGGGAAAUCUUAACGCUACAACAUAAAAUUACAUUCUAUACAAUUCUGUGCUUCCAACUUUGUGGCAACAGUUUGGGGAAGGCCCUUUCCAGUUUCAGCAUGACAAUGCCCCCGUGCACAAAGUGAGUUCCAUACAGAAAUGGUUUGUCGAGAUCGAUCUGGAAGAACUUGACUGGCCUGCACAGAGCCCUGACCUCAACCCCAUCGAACAUCUUUGGGAUGAAUUGGAACGCCAUCUGCGAGCCAGGCCUAAUCGCCCAACAUCAGUGCCGGACCUCACUAAUGCUCUUGUGGCUGAAUGGAAGCAAGUCCCCGCAGCAAUGUUCCAACAUCUAGUGGAAAGUCUUCCCAGAAGAGUGGAGGCUGUCAUAGCAGCAAAGAGGGCACCAACUCCAUAUUAAUGCCCAUGAUUUUGAAAUUAGAUGUUUGACGAGCAGGUGUCCACAUACCGUUGGUCAUGUAGUAGACAGACAGACGGACGGACAGACGACAGACGACAGACAGACAGACAGACAGACAGGCAGCAGGCAGGCAGGCAGGCAGGGCAGGCAGGCAGGCAGGCAGGCAGGCAGGCAGGCAGGCAGGCAGGCAGGCAGGCAGGCAGGCAGGCAGGCAGGCAGGCAGGCAGACAGACCAGACAGACAGACAGACAGGACAGACGACAGACAGACAGGACAGACGACGACAGACAGACAGACAGACGACAGACAGACAGACAGACAGACAGAACAGACAGACAGACAGACAGACAGACAGACAGACAGACAGAAACAGACAGACAGACAGACAGACAGACAGACAGACAGACAGACAGACAGACAGACAGACAGACAGACAGACAGACAGACAGACAGUAGUGUCACAAGAAUAAUGCCAUUGCUUUUUGCUAUACAGCAGCACUGUUUUCUCCUUGGGAACAAUAAAAGUUGGUCCUAUCCUCUAGGUCCGCUGUGUACGGCCCAGUCCUCAGUCUUCUUCCUCAAUAUGUUUGUGUCAGCCUUCCUCCUGGCGGCCAUUUCUCUGGACCGCUGUCUCCUGGUGGCGCUGCCCGUCUGGAGCCAGAACCACCGCUCCGUCAGCGCCGCCUGGAAGGUUUUACUGCACUUUCUGUUUUGUUACGUCAUUCGUUUUGUUUUCGUACGUUGAUGAUGUCAUGAUAUAAUGAUGUAAUGUAUUAUGAUUACUUAUGAACGUUUACAGUGUCUCAAACUUGGUUUUUAAUCUGUAAUAGGGUGUUGCCGAUUGUUGUAAUAUUGUAGACACUUUAAUAAUAACUCUUUCUAAACUGCAUAAAGCAGAAGACAAGUGUCUGUUAGGCAGAGUGACCCUAGGGGUGUGAGGUUGAGGGCAAGAGGUUACUCAGGGCAUUGGACAAUAAAGUCAUCUUCUAAUCUUCUUUUUCUUCUUCCAAGGUGUGUGCGUUGGGCUGGUUGUGGGCGGCGGCCAACGCCUUCCCUUACUUCCUGUUCCGGGCGGUGACAGAGAAGAAGGACGGCAGGAAGCUCUGCUACCACCAUUUUGGAUUGUACUCGUCGCCAGGGACCCUGCAGAGGGACUGUAGGGUACGGCAGGCGGCGACCGCUGUGUCCAAAACGUUCCUGGCGUUCCUACUCCCCCUAGUGGUGAUUGCAGGGAGCUACGCCCUCUUCAGCAUCAGUCUGAGCCAGAGGAGGAAGAGGAGGAGGAAGGACAGCGGUAGUAGACUCACCGGGGCGUUGAUUGUUACCAACGUGGAACGUAGAGAGUCAAAACCCAACACAAACACCAAAAGCUCCACCCCCAAUCCAAAAUGUUCCACCCCUACUUCCCCCUCUGUCCAAUUGUCUUCCAGACGGACCGAGCCCGGCCUAUCCCGUGGCUUCACCAAAAUGGUGACGUCGGUCAUCGCGGCGUUUGCCCUCUGCUGGGCGCCCUAUCACGUGUUCUGCCUCAUCGAGGUCGCCGCCCAGUACUGGCAGCUCCAGGUCGCGUUGGUGGAGGUGGCGUUGCCCAUGGCGACAACCUUUGCCUUCCUGAACCCGGUGUUAAACCCGGUGCUGUACGUGUUCAGCUGUCCCAACUUCUGCGUCCGGAUCAGACAGAGUCUGGGGGAGCUGAUGGAGGGACUGUUGGAGGAGGGAGGGAUCGGGGGAGCAGGAAGGGGGGGGCGGGAGAUGAGUAUCAGGAAGGGGAGGAGGAGUAUGGGGGUGAACUCACGGUCGUCACCAAACUGUCUGGGGACUCCGGCAGUGGCGGCUCCUGAAAAAAUUCUCAGGGGGGGCAAUUUUUCUGAUGAUUUAGGUGACCUACACACAUUUUAAAAAAGAUAUGUCCAGCAACAACAUGAAGACAGGGGCCAGCAUAUAAGUCAAUACCAGAAGCAUUUAUUGACUGAUCUCAAAAGUGUUGGCUUACCAGGGUUGGUGGAGCCCUCAGUUUCAUCUUUGCCUCGCAAAGCUAACUCAAAACACUCCGCAAAACUUCACACACUGGAUUAGCCGGCUGAGGAUGUGGCGGUUCUUGCUAAUGUCGUAGUAAAUAUAUUUGUUAUAGUGAAUAUGGAAUAUGAUAUGUUGAGUAAAAUGUUGUGCUAAGAUCUAUUUAGGUCAGGAGCUGGUUAUAAGUUCUGUUUCCUAUCCAAUAACAAUGGACAAAAGGGUCCUAUCUUGUCAGCCUUGUCAGCAGGUGGCCAAGGACAACACCCACGCCAUAGGCCUCUCAGUUCUUCCAACUCACGAGUUCUUGCUCUGAGGACACACACACACACACACACAAACACACACACACACACAUCAUCACUGUUAAACACACACACACACACACACACACACACACACACACACACACACACACACACACACACAUCAUCACUGUUAAACACACACACACACACACACACACACAAAAAUCCCCUCUCUUAGGCUGAACAUUUGAAGACAGAGAACCCGACUCAGAGCCAAUGCAACAGUGACAGUAGCCUGGAGGGGACCUCGCCCAACUCAUCAGGACCAAUCAGAAGAUCAGAACUACUAG